This is a messenger RNA of Sphenostylis stenocarpa, 549 nucleotides long. The record is from the annotation of a GenBank genome assembly. Lineage: Eukaryota; Viridiplantae; Streptophyta; Magnoliopsida; Fabales; Fabaceae.
AUGGGUUUGACGGUGUCACGGUUAAUGAGAUUGUUUUAUGCGAAGAAAGAAAUGAGGAUCCUCAUGGUGGGUCUUGAUGCAGCUGGGAAAACAACAAUACUCUAUAAACUUAAACUUGGAGAAAUCGUCACCACAAUACCCACAAUAGGCUUCAAUGUGGAGACUGUUGAGUACAAAAAUGUCAGCUUCACGGUGUGGGAUGUUGGAGGUCAGGACAAGAUUCGACCAUUGUGGAGACACUACUUUCAGAACACACAAGGUCUUAUCUUUGUUGUAGAUAGUAACGAUAGAGAAAGAAUUUUGGAAGCCAGAGAUGAGUUGCAUAGAAUGCUAAGUGAGGAUGAACUUCGCGAUGCUACUGUUCUGGUGUUUGCCAAUAAGCAAGAUCUUCCUAAUGCUUUAAGAGUUGCAGAAAUUACAGAUAAACUUGGUUUACAUUCACUUCGCCUGCGUCGCUGGUUCAUCCAACCAACUUGUGCCACGUCGGGGCAAGGACUCUAUGAAGGGCUAGAUUGGUUAUCCAGUAACAUAUCUAACAAGACAAGAUGA